Molecule: messenger RNA, 1100 nt
Organism: Stegodyphus dumicola
Lineage: Eukaryota; Metazoa; Arthropoda; Arachnida; Araneae; Eresidae
Product: proteasome subunit alpha type-7-like
Biological process (GO): ubiquitin-dependent protein catabolic process
Cellular component (GO): proteasome core complex, alpha-subunit complex; proteasome core complex
Source: RefSeq, a predicted model, not a curated record
CAAUAAUAACGUUAAUAAAUUUAUGUAUUUAUGCUUUUAACUAAUAAUUUUCACGGACUUGUUUCCUUGUGAAAUUUUACCUCAGCAAAAACAUAUUUUGCUCAAGUCUUUAACUGCUAUCAAUUAACCUCACCGGUGGUGAAGCCAGUUCCGAAAUUGUUAAGUCAUACCAUUGUGUUUUCUUAGUUUCUGAUAUUUUUUUAAGGUUGUUAUUUAAUUCUUUUGUAGUUUUAUUGACGAAAAUAUGGGUACCUCUAGAUAUGACCGUGCUAUUACUGUUUUUUCUCCUGAUGGCCACUUGUUUCAAGUAGAAUAUGCCUUAGAAGCUGUCAAGAAAGGCUCAACUGCAGUAGGAGUAUGUGGAAAAGAAAUUGUGGUGCUUGCUGUUGAGAAGAAAUCAGUAGCAAAACUACAAGAAGAAAGAACAAUGAGGAAAAUAUGUUUACUAGAUGAUCAUGUUGUCAUGGCUUUUGCAGGUUUAACGGCAGAUGCUCGUAUUCUUAUAGAUAGAGCUAGAGUUGAAUGUCAGAGUCACAAAUUGACUGUUGAAGACCCUGUAACUCUAGAAUAUAUAACUCGAUAUAUUGCACAACUGAAACAACGUUACACACAAAGUAACGGCAGAAGACCUUUUGGUAUAUCAGCUUUAAUUGCUGGUUUUGAUUAUGAUGGUACUCCUCAUCUUUUCCAAACAGAUCCAUCUGGUGUCUAUCAUGAAUGGAAAGCCAAUUCAACAGGAAGAAGUGCUAAGACAGUUCGAGAAUACCUUGAAAAGAAUUAUUCUGAUGAAAUCAUCUCAAAAGACGAAUCAACAAUCAAACUAGCUAUUAAAGCAUUGCUGGAAGUCGUUCAAGGAAAGAAUCUUGAAGUUGCAGUUAUGAAGAAAGGUGAUUCUAUGAGAAUGCUAGAUGCUGAUGAAGUUAGUUCAUAUGUUGCCGCCAUUGAAAAAGAAAAGGAGGAAGAAGCUGAAAAAAAGAAACAGAAAAAAUAAACACAUCUUGUUUUUAAUUAAUUUGGUUAAACAAGCUUCUUCAGUGAUUGGGGAAUUUCAAUGUAAUUUUCUUGCUUGAAUAUUCAUAAAAUAUAUGAUCUUUUUUAUA